Lindgomyces ingoldianus is the source of this 1567-nucleotide messenger RNA. RefSeq lists its product as uncharacterized. Gene Ontology annotation, molecular function: clathrin-cargo adaptor activity. Gene Ontology annotation, cellular component: intracellular membrane-bounded organelle; AP-1 adaptor complex. The record is from RefSeq and is a predicted model, not a curated record. Gene Ontology annotation, biological process: vesicle-mediated transport; protein transport; negative regulation of transcription by RNA polymerase III. The coding region runs from base 29 to 1567 and encodes 512 amino acids. The transcript has 5 exons. Lineage: Eukaryota; Fungi; Ascomycota; Dothideomycetes; Pleosporales; Lindgomycetaceae.
CCAACCUCCUACCUCCCUCUCACGCACCAUGGCUAUCAAAUACCUCAUUCUGCUCUCCCGGCAGGGCAAAGUCCGCCUAGCCAAAUGGUUCACGACGCUGGCGCCCAAAGACAAAGCUAAAAUCGUCAAGGAUGUCUCGCAGCUUGUCCUUGCCCGACGAACCCGCAUGUGUAAUUUCCUCGAGUAUAAAGACACCAAAAUCGUCUACCGCCGCUAUGCUUCCCUCUUCUUCAUCGCCGGCUGCGACUCUACCGACAACGAGCUGAUAACGCUCGAGAUUGUUCACCGAUACGUUGAGCAGAUGGACAAAUACUAUGGCAAUGUCUGCGAGCUGGACAUCAUCUUUAACUUCCAGAAGGCCUACUUUAUCCUCGACGAACUGCUCCUCGCUGGCGAGAUGCAAGAGAGCAGCAAGAAGAACGUGUUGAGGUGUAUUGGACAGCAGGACAGCUUGGAGGAUAUGGAGUAUCUCGACUUGAUAGGUCUCAAGGAGGUUGACCAGGCGCUUGAAUUUGACACAGAGAGCUAUUCUAUUAUGGGUAGUUGCGACGCCUACUCAACAAAACCCGCUCGCGACCACAAGGAACUGUACUGUCGCAUUGAGAAGACCCUAGAGGAAAAGUACAAUAGUCUGGUCGCCAGCAUCGACCAGCUGCCGCCUAGUAUCCGUAACACAGUUGCUCCGCAAAUGAACCUGGCCCGAAACACUCCGUUUGGUAGUUUCCAAGAGAAAGCCAAUCGACGUGUCUUUGCGUAUCUGAUUGCCGCUCUCAACGAAACCUAUUCGGACUAUGACUUCGCCAACACUCUCAAUCCGGAUGAUUUCCAGUACGAGACCUUGGAGAAAUUCAAGUUCAACAUUGAGGAGACCAUGCGAAAUUUGCGACCCCACCUGUACUCAUCGGGUCUCCCUCCUGGCGCCAUGACUCCAGACGGCACCCCGAUCUGGAGCCCACGCUCCUGGGAGCAUAUCGACAGCGAAAUGGGUUUAGCGGAGUGCGACAUUUAUCGGUGGAUGCCGGCCCAGGACCCCUUCGAUGGUGAAGAUGGAUCCAUGUGGAGCUUUCACUACAUGCUCUACAGCAAGCGGCAGAAGCGCCUCUGCUACUUGUAUUUUCGCUGUGUCCCGCGUUCUCUUUCGUAUAGCCCUACUUAUCCCGUGUCCUUGAUGGACAGGUAUAAACAUGUGGUGCGCCGUGAGAUGAACGAGGAUGAAGGCUCUAGCAAGAGAGCAGAAUAUUGGUUUGGAGACCGUACUAAAAAUGGAUUACAGUAUGGUGGAUCCGGCAAAUUGGACAAUCGAGUCAUUGAUCAUCCGAAAGAAGAGGUCGUUGAUGCCGACGAAGUCAUGUACUGGCGCGAUCAGGAGGAGACCCUCGGCUUGCAUGAGUAUAGCUCGGCCGAGGAUGAUAGUGACGUCGAGUCUCUCCGAGACCGUGAGAUGAGCCGUGACCGCGAGUGGAGCGCCGCUCAUGAUCGGGAGUGGAGUACUUCCCACGAACGACAGAAGAGCACUGUUCGUUCCAUGAGCCAGGACGUCACCGACCGCAUGGAAGUUUCUCGUUGA